Symbiodinium pilosum is the source of this 789-nucleotide messenger RNA. NCBI's taxonomy places the organism in Eukaryota, Dinophyceae, Suessiales, Symbiodiniaceae. The record is from the annotation of a GenBank genome assembly.
AUGGUGCUGGUGGCCUUGACGGCGCUUGCAGCCGGGACUGGCGGCGCUAUUGUCACAUGGAACAGGUGCGCAAAAGAGGCAUUGAAAAACAAGGCCAAGACCUUCACCGAAUCGCUGAUAAGCAAUGCGCUUGCAAGCAGCCCGUGCAAGUUGGAUUCUAUCGGCGUCACGGUGACAGGUUGCCAGAUGCAAAUCCAAGUGUCAGGUGUGGAGGUCGGAAAUUUGCCGCCCUAUAAGAGCCCGUCCCUCCUGCAAGUUUCUUCCAUAUCUGUGUCCGUCAAUGCGAUGGCCACCCUCAAAACAGGCUUUCGGCAGGUAUUGAUCGAGGAGCUCAUUGUGGAUGGCUUGCAGUUGACCGUGGAGAAGAUACGGCUUAGCACAAGCAACGUGAAGGAGCUGCUGGACAAGCUCGCGAAAAAAGAGUCGAAGGAAGGGGAGUUAGGGAAUGAGGCGGAUGAGGAUUGCCAGCAGGCAACAGAUGUAGCAUCGCUGGGGGCUCGUGCAGUCAGCAACGUCAGGGAUGCAGCAGGUGGCGUGGUACAACUUGGACAGGCAACGGUCUCACACGCUGCUAACCUGGCAAAGCGGGCCACGCAGACACCGAAGAAGGAAGUGAAGGAAGCCAAGGUGUGCAUCAAAACGGUGCACGUCAAGACCAUCACUGUUCACACCGUGGGUGCUAUGGUGAGCGACAACCAGAGCCCGAGUCUUUCCUUGAAAGGCCCGCCUGUCUAUUUCAAGGACUUCUCCCGAACACAUGGUGUCAGCGGCGCUGCCUCGGCCAUCCAG